AUGACCAAGAAUAUCACACCAAUCAAGUUGGGGAAUGAGAGCACCUUGACGUUCUACAACCCUGAUAGCCUCCAGAUACCAUGUCAAGAGAGGUGUGGACGAUCUGAUAGGCGUGAUGGUGUUGAUGCAGCCAAACGUCGUGUCAGUGAAAAUGAUGAUAAGUGUAAUGAUGAAAGCAUUGUUAGAUCACAUGAGGUUAACAAAGCUGGUACACAUACAGUUCACAACAAUAAUAGUAAUAACAAUAAAAGUAAUGUUGGACGAUAUGAAGUAGCUCACAACAGUAGCAACGACCACAGCAACGCUAGUGGUAAAUUGAGAUCUAACAACAGUGGUAGUGAAAGCACUUCCCACAAUGACAACGACAGCAAUAGCAGCGACGACAAUAUUGGCAGUAAAGGUACUCACAACAAUAAUGGUGAUAAUACGAAAAUCAAUGUUAGAUUGGAAGUAGCUUACAAUAACUACGAUAUUAAUAAUGGUAAAAUAGAUGGCAGCAGUAUGUUAGAUAAGGUUGGGAAUGAACUAGUUACUGAAAAUAAUAAUUGUAAAAUAGAUGGCGGUGGUAUUGUAGAUAUAGUUGAUGAUCAUGAGGUUGAUGAGGAGAAAGAUGAUGAAGUCAGUGGAAUUAAUAAUUGUAAUUUGGAUGCCAGCAGUGGUGAUGGUGAUGAGGAUCACGACGUUGAUGGUGAGGAGGAUGAGAAGAUGGAAGGUAAUGUUGGUAAUGUUGAUCAGGCAGAUGAUGCAGGUAACGUUGGUCAGUCGGAUGAAGCAGAUAAGGUAGAUGAUGUUGGAGAUGUGGUUCGGUCAGGGGAAGCAAGGGUUGGUAGCGAUGGUGGUCGAUUGGUCGAUGAUGAAGAGGCGGAUGUUCAUGAUAAUGAUGGUAGUCAGGAAGAUGCGACGAUGAAGAAUAAUAAAUGUAAUGUUAGAGAUGAAGAUGACGAAGAGAGUGUGGAAGGUGGCUGUACGCUGGAAAAGGCAAAAUUCCUUCAAGAACAACAAUAUUCAACUGUUGGGGAGGAGGUAUGUCACGGUUCAAGGGUAGAUGUUAAGCGCCGCAUCAUUUAA
Molecule: messenger RNA, 1068 nt
Organism: Helobdella robusta
Lineage: Eukaryota; Metazoa; Annelida; Clitellata; Rhynchobdellida; Glossiphoniidae
Exons: 2
Coding region: 1-1068 (355 amino acids)
Source: RefSeq, a predicted model, not a curated record